GCAUCGGCCCCGGGCGGUGGCCGUGCUCUCCUUCUCGGUGCUGCUGAGCGCCCGGGGCGCUGCCCAGCGCCGCCCGGCCCACAGCAGUUUAUCUUCAAGCUGUUGGUCCCGUCCUCACCCUGCAGACAUGUUGAACAGUUAUCAUUUGAAGUUCCAGCACAGCAAAGCUCUCACCUCCCCGUAUCCAGGAUCACACGUCGAGCGGAGCCAAGUUCCUGAAGAUAAAGUGGGCUGGCUGACUGAGUGGGAAGAUUACAGUCCUGUGGAGUACACUGCAAAGUCUGUUUUGGCCGGACCCAGCUGGGCAGAUCCCCAAAUCAACCAUGAAGGUUUUUCUCCCAAAUUCAAUGAGAGAGAUGGAGAAGUGGAGAGGAAGAGUCUGAAUGGCUCGUAUGUGGUCGAAAAUGGGAGACCCCGCAAUCCAGCGGGAAGGACUGGCCUCACUGGCAGAGGAUUAUUGGGGCGCUGGGGACCGAACCAUGCAGCUGAUCCUGUUGUAACCAGGUGGAAAAGGGACAGAAGUGGCAAUAAAGUUGCUCAUCCAGUUUCUGGCAAGAACAUCUUGCAGUUCGUAGCCAUCAAGAGGAGAGACUGUGGAGAAUGGGCCAUUCCAGGGGGAAUGGUGGACCCAGGGGAGAAGAUCACUGCUACCCUGAAGCGAGAAUUUCAGGAGGAGGCCUUGAACUCUCUGCAGAAAUCCCCUGAGGAGAAAGCAAAACUGGAGCAGCAGCUCCAGAAGCUGUUCAGCCAGGACCACUUCGUGGUGUACAGAGGAUAUGUGGAUGACCCUCGUAACACUGAUAAUGCUUGGAUGGAGACAGAGGCUGUGAACUAUCAUGAUGAAACAGGUGAGACGAUGGAUAACUUGCCUCUGGAAGCAGGUGAUGAUGCUGGAGUGGUGAAGUGGGUUGACAUCAGCGAGAAGCUCGAGCUGUACGCGAGUCACAGCUACUUCAUCAAGCUGGUGACUGAGAAACGGGGAGCCCACUGGAGUGAGGAUCCUGCCUCUGAGUGCCACGAGUGAUGGAAGCCUGGAACUGACAGACUCUGAGAGGAGAAUACAUUUUCCAGCCUUGAAACGGAUGUCCUUGUCAUCCUCAGUGAAAAUUCUGUGAAAUCCAACUGGGAAAAACACUGGACAGUGAUAAACAGAGGCCUUUUCAGAGAAUUCAGAUUGCUCCUUUUGAUUUCAUAGCUAGUGUGAAAUGACAAGAAAGUGGAGCUUUGCUUUCUUGGCUUCAUUAUUUGCAUCUGUUUCAUAAUGUCUGCAGAUCUGCAUGGCAGCACUGGCUUGUGCUCAGAAUGCCAGUUCACAGGCUCUGUAUUUUUGCACUGAUUCCUUUUCAGGAGUAUGAACCCCUAAGGAAGGAGAGACUAGUAGGAUAACCUGAAUAAUGACUUAAAUGAAGUGCUGCAUAAUAAAGUGAAAUUUCUGAGUCAUUUCACUUAACAUA
Messenger RNA from Ficedula albicollis (Collared flycatcher), 1454 nucleotides. RefSeq names its product nudix hydrolase 9 (gene NUDT9). NCBI's taxonomy places the organism in Eukaryota, Metazoa, Chordata, Aves, Passeriformes, Muscicapidae. Gene Ontology annotation, cellular component: mitochondrion. Bases 128 to 1024 code for a protein of 298 amino acids. Gene Ontology annotation, molecular function: ADP-ribose diphosphatase activity. The transcript has 8 exons. The record is from RefSeq and is a predicted model, not a curated record.